GAAGCGUUUUCUAUGCGGACAGCUGAGAGCGAGCGAGCGAGCUAACGCUAACAAACAAACCGUCAAACUCUGGAGCUUGUCUGCUCGGAGUCUGAUUAUCUUUUGUGAUCUGGGGGCCACUUAAGUCUUAGGUUAACAAGUACAAGUUCGUGUCAAAAAAUAAAAAUGUGGGCUGAAAUACCCAUUUAAGUAAGCAGUGUUGUAGACAUAGUUGUAGCUAGCCAGCUAGCUUGUGGACAGUGGGGCCAAAGUACCCAGACACACUAGCUAACUAGCAAGGUUCGUGUGCCUGCUAGCUCUCCCUGUCUACUUUUAGCGGUUCAUUUCUGGUGUUCUCAUUUAUUCCAGUCGGGGUGUACAUGAGGGAGGAUGGACUGGACAAAUUAACCAUUUUAACUAGUUUUGUGCGCUUUAGCGAACGCUAACUAGCCAGCCAGCUAGCAAGCUAAGUGACCAGGUCCCGUGCUGUGGUGCCCUUAGCUCAGUAGCUAUUUGGCUACUUGUUUUCGGUCCAUCAGCUUCCGUGUUAGUUGGUUAGUUAGCUGCAUGUUUCUUCUAAAGUAAUGCUACUUGCAAAGCUGGUGUUAAGGAGUUCAGCAUAACUAUCCACACUGCCGCCAUGCACGACGCAUACGAGCCCGUACCUAUUUUGGAGAAACUGCCCCUCCAGAUUGACUGUCUCUCGGCCUGGGAGGAUUGGCUGCUUGUUGGGACAAAACCAGGGCAUCUUCUCCUUUACAGAAUCAAGAAAGAUGCAGGUACGAAUAGAUUUGAGGUAACGCUGGAGAAAUCCAACAAGAACUUCUCAAAGAAGAUCCAACAGCUGUUCGUUGUAGCCCAGUACAAGAUUUUGGUCAGCUUGUUGGAGAAUAACAUCCAUGUCCAUGACCUACUCACGUUCCAGCAGAUCACUGUGGUAUCAAAGGCCAGAGGAGCCACACUUUUCGCUUGUGACCUGCAGCAGUCCAGCUCGGGUGAGGCAAAGUUGCGGAUGUGUGUUGCUGUCAAGAAAAAACUACAGCUGUAUUACUGGAGAGACAGAGAGUUCCAUGAGUUGCAGGGAGAUUUUGCAGCCCCAGAUAUUCCUAAAUCCAUGGCUUGGUGUGAAAAUUCCAUAUGUGUAGGUUUUAAACGUGACUACUAUCUCAUCCGGAUGGAUGGGCGUGGUUCAAUCAAAGAGCUCUUCCCAACAGGGAAGCAGCUGGAGCCGCUUGUAGCCCCACUGGCUGAUGGGAAAGUGGCCGUGGGUCAGGACGACCUCACGGUCAUCUUGAACGAGGAUGGAAUUUUCCCCCAGAAGUGUGCCCUCACCUGGACGGACAUCCCUGUUGCAAUGGAGCACCAACCCCCCUACAUCAUUGCGGUGCUUCCGCGCUACGUGGAGAUCCGCACCUUUGAGCCCAGGCUGCUGGUACAGAGUGUAGAGCUGCAGCGACCUCGCUUCAUCACCUCCGCAGGCCCCAACGUGGUGUACGUCGCCAGCAACCAUUUCGUCUGGCGCCUCGUGCCCGUCUCCAUAGCAAGUCAGAUCCGGCAGCUGUUGCAGGACAAGCAGUUCGAGCUGGCUCUCCAGCUGGCGAAGAUGAAGGACGACACGGACGGCGAUAAGAGACAGCAGAUUCACCACAUCCAAAAUCUCUACGCCUUUAACCUCUUCUGUCAGAAACGCUUCGACGACUCCAUGCAGGUUUUUGCAAAGCUUGGCACAGAUCCUACUCAUGUGAUUGGGCUGUAUCCAGAUCUGCUGCCCUCUGACUACCGUAAGCAGCUGCACUACCCCAACCCUCUGCCCGCUCUGUCUGGGGCUGAGCUAGAGAAGGCCCACCUGGCUCUCAUUGACUACCUAACACAGAAACGGAGUCAUUUGGUGAAGCAAUUGAAUGAUUCUGAUCCCUCCACCACCUCCCCACUUAUGGAGGGCACGCCCACCAUCAAAAGCCGCAAAAAACUGCUCCAGAUCAUAGAUACCACCCUGCUCAAAUGCUACCUCCACACCAACGUGGCCUUGGUGUCGCCCCUCCUGCGUCUGGAGAACAACCACUGUCAUGUGGAGGAGAGCGAGUACGUGCUGAAGAAGGCCCACAAAUACAGCGAGCUCAUCAUCCUCUAUGAGAAGAAAGGCUUGCACCAGAAAGCUCUGCAGGUCCUGCUGGAUCAGUCCACCAAAGCCAACUCCCCUCUUAAGGGUCAUGAGAGGACCGUACAGUAUCUCCAGAGACUGGGCACAGAGAACCUGGGAGUCAUCUUCGAGUUCUCCCCAUGGGUGCUGAAGAUGUGUCCGGAGGACGGCCUGAAGAUUUUCACCGAGGACCUGCCAGAGGUGGAGUUGCUCCCCAGAAAUGCGGUGCUGGACUUCCUGAAGGAGGGCUUCAAGGAGCUGGCCAUGCCCUAUCUGGAGCACAUAAUAUAUGAGUGGAAUGAGAGCGGCCCAGAGUUUCACAAUGCGCUGGUCCGCCUGUACCUGGAGAGGGUGCAGGCCCUGAUGAAGGAGUACCUCAACUCCCUGCCAGAGGGCGUCCCAGCUGUGGCUGCGGGGAAGGAGGAUGGCGAGCUCGGAGAGUUCCGAAACAAGCUUCUCUCCUUUCUGGAUAUUUCCACCUGCUACGAACCGGAGAGGCUAAUCAGCAACUUCCCGUUUGACGGUCUGUUGGAGGAGCGCGCUCUGCUCCUGGGUCGCAUGGGCAAGCAUGAGCAGGCCCUCUUCAUCUACGUGCACGUCCUGAAGGACACGCACAUGGCAGAGGAGUACUGUCACAAACACUAUGACAAAGCGGCAGAUGGCAGCAAAGAUGUGUACCUGUCCCUGCUGCGCAUGUACCUGUCCCCUCCAGAUGUCCACUGCUUGGGUCCCAUUAAGAUGGAGGUGUUGGAGCCCCAGGCCAACCUCCCUGCUGCCCUGCAGGUCCUGGAGCUGCACCACAGCAAACUCGACACCACCAAGGCGAUAAACCUCCUUCCAGCCAACACUACGGUUUUGCACAUCCGUGUCUUCCUGGAGAGCGUGUUGGAGGAGAAGGCACGGAGGAAGCGCUACGACCAGGUCCUCAAGAGCCUCCUACAAGCGGAGUUCCUGCGGGUCCAAGAGGAGCGAAUCUUUCAUCAGCAGGUCAAAUGUGUGAUUACUGAGGAGAAGACCUGUCGUGUGUGUAAGAAAAAAAUCGGGAACAGUGCCUUUGCCAGGUAUCCAAAUGGUGUAGUGGUCCAUUACUUUUGCUGUAAGGAUCGCAGUGUGUGCCCCACUGAGCAGUGAGAUGACCCCUACCCCCAGCUGGACAUCACCCACUGCUGCAAAGACGCUUGUGGUGCAACGCUGUGAAGGUCCUACCGGAAGAAAUGCCAGACUGGGUCGAAAACUAUCCAGUCCAGUUGGUAUAACGGAGGCAUCGUGGGGACAGAAUUACCAAACCUUGGACCGGUUUACUUCUCAUGUCUGUACAAUAGCUGUGGACAGAGACGCGACAGUGCAAACAUGGUUGCUGUUGUAUUUCUGUCCGUGAAGGCGCUUGUCAAUGCACAACACAUACUGUAGACAUUUUUUGCUUUCUUGUGAGGAAAAUCUUAGUCUCUCCAUCUGUCCUUGGUUUCUUUCUGUCUCUUCAGUUUUCCUAGAGUUGUGUCUCAUGCACCGCUCGCAUGCCCCGUGUGUACAACGUAAAGGCUCGUGUUUCUUUGCCUGUCAGUGUUCUCGUUCUGUUUGUGAGUGGGUGCUCUGGUUUGGAGCGGAUUAGUUGGAGGAGGCUCUGGUCUGAAGCGGCAGGGCUAAAGGCCGCACCGCUCUGGGCGGGCGUCACACACGAGGUGGUGCUGGACUCUUUGACUCUUCUAUUUUCCCUUCUCUCCCACCCCCCCAGUGUAUUCUGUUCUUUUCCCAGAGUAAGCCAACCCUUGGGUCACAGUACAUGUUUCUUUUUAAUCCUUUUGUUGUUGUUGGCUGCUUUUAUUCUUCAGAGCUGCUGUUCUCUGAUCACUGUAGCAUGGCACUUUCGGGCUUCUGUUUCACUUAAUUUAUUCUUAACAAAGAACUUGCUGUGCAAAUGCAAAGUCACUAAUAAGUGCAGUUUGAUAGCAUAGGUGUUUAAUAACCGCUCACCGAUGGAAUGCAGCCUUAGGGGAACCCAUGCUCUGGCUCGUCACUGCAACCCUAGCGGUCUGAUUUAACCUGAUCAGAUAUCCGUCAGCUCAAUCUUCCCUGGUUCUCGUGUGAUGACCUAGACUGUUUUGCGAAAGCGGAGCUGAUGUUUGGCUGCUUAUGUUUUGUAAACAGUGUGAUCUGUACGAUAUGUACGGGUUUAAAGAAGGUUGAUGUAUAAAUGAUAUUUUAUGUAUGACUUUGGGAGAUGUGUUAAUGCUAAUAAACAUGCGUCUUAUGUAC
Electrophorus electricus (electric eel) is the source of this 4372-nucleotide messenger RNA. RefSeq names its product VPS39 subunit of HOPS complex (gene vps39). Gene Ontology annotation, biological process: autophagy; intracellular protein transport; endosomal vesicle fusion. The record is from RefSeq and is a predicted model, not a curated record. NCBI's taxonomy places the organism in Eukaryota, Metazoa, Chordata, Actinopteri, Gymnotiformes, Gymnotidae. Gene Ontology annotation, cellular component: membrane; cytoplasm. Gene Ontology annotation, molecular function: protein binding.